CUUGACGCUGGCGCUGGUGUGGACCAGAGGAGAAAUUCAUUGAAGCAGACGCAGUGGAGGCUGGUGUUGUCCCGAAGAGACAAAUUGUGACCGUCGCUGUGAACUCAGCGGCUCCUUUCAUUCUCCUCUGUCUGUGGACGCGGAACAGUUGAAUCCGUCUGAUAGAAACUGGGAUCGGUGGAUCAGAGCGGGCAGAAUUACGCACAGUGCGCGGGCCUGCGCUGAAUGUCAUAACACAGGGAUAUUCUGCAAAGCACCGACACGGUCCUCGGCCACAACCAUGGAGAUUGUGACCCAUUUUAUCAAUGACACCAUAGAGUUCUACAAAUGGACCCUAACCAUAGCAGACAAGCGAGUGGAGAAAUGGCCUCUGAUGAACAACCCCCUGCCCACACUGGCCAUCAGCACCUCCUACUUGCUCUUUCUCUGGCUGGGGCCCAAAUACAUGAAGAACAGAGAACCCUUCCAGCUCCGCAAGACCCUCAUUGUCUACAACUUCAGCAUGGUCUUCCUCAACUUCUUCAUCUUUAAAGAGCUGUUUAUGGCGGCGCGGUCUGCAAGCUACAGUUACAUCUGUCAACCGGUGGAUUAUUCAGAGGACCCCAAUGAAGUCAGGGUGGCAGGAGCUCUGUGGUGGUAUUUCAUAUCCAAAGGCAUCGAGUACCUGGACACAGUGUUUUUCAUCCUGAGAAAAAAAUUCAACCAGGUUACCUUCCUGCACGUCUACCACCACUGCACCAUGUUCACUCUCUGGUGGAUCGGCAUCAAAUGGGUGGCAGGAGGACAGUCGUUCUUCGGUGCGCACAUGAACGCAGUGAUCCAUGUCUUGAUGUAUCUGUACUAUGGCCUGGCCUCCUGCGGACCUAAGAUCCAGAAGUACCUGUGGUGGAAGAAGUAUUUGACCAUCAUCCAGAUGGUCCAGUUCCACGUCACCAUCGGCCACACGGCCUUGUCCCUCUAUGUCAACUGCGACUUCCCCCACUGGAUGCACUACUCCCUCAUCUGCUACGCCAUCACCUUCAUCAUCCUCUUCGGCAACUUCUACUACCAGACCUAUCGCCGCCAGCUGCCCAGGCGCGACGCUUCCUCCUCCUCCUCCAAGGCAGGCAAGGCCCUCUCUAACGGGGCCCUCAACGGCCUCAGCAAGGCCGCCAACGGAGCGGUGGUGAUGGGAAGCAAAGAGGAAAAGCCCCAGGAGAACUCCGGGAGGAGGAAGAGGAAAGGAAGAGCUAAAAGGGAUUAGAGGAAGAGGUGCGAGAAGGGUUGAGGUGAGGUAGGGCCUUGCUUUGGGUUCUCGGUUGCUAGUGCUAAAACCAUGAAAGACUUCAUGUGAGGAAAAUGUAGAUGAAUGGAUGUGUUAAAGUGUGACGUGUUUAUUUUAAGCCAUGAUGCGAGUGUUGUAGAUACAAUCUGGAGACAGGCCUGUGUUGAGAGAGGAUCAUUGUGUUCGUGAGAGGUGUCAAAGGUCGUGCUUAUAGCUGACCGUUAUCACAAAUAACCCAAAAUACAGUAGUGUUUGUGUGGUGCGGGACAGAAGUUAAUAUUCCUUCUCUUUACUGCGGCGGCAGCUUCUGGAGAUCAGGCUCGAAAAAGAACGACUUUCAGCUGUAACCUGACAAGGAAACAUCAAACGCAGCGUUAAAAAAUGUACCAUCGCUACGAGUGAUCCCUGCUGUACUGAGACAGGAAUACACAUCAUAACACAUGCACAACCUUGUCAUCCUUAUAUUUGAGCUUAUUAUUUCCUUUGUUCUUCCCCUUUGCUGAUAUAAAAUCUGAUGAUGAUGUACAGUAACAUGUCAUGUCCUCAUCUUCUCCAAGAUAUUAUUGGUGUUACAUGAGAGAGACCUGCGUUUACAGAACAUGACACCUCCGCUGUUAUCCGCGUAUUUGUGAAGACAGAGACGUCAUUUUUGUUACUUAUUUCAUAUCAUGGACUCUCACUUCAGCUACAUUUUAAAGAAGGAAAAUAAAUAAAUAUCCAGAGGUAAGAUGUACAUGGAAAAAGAAAAAACAUAGAUUUCUAACCCUCCCUUUGAGACCGGGGCUGAGAUUGUUUCAUCACCAUUCAGAGAUGAAAUAAUCAUCAACUGCAGCUCACCGAAGGUUAAAAUUUAUAUUUUCUAUUUCUGUAUACAACCAUUACAUGUUUUUAUAUAUCCCUACUUGUAUGUAAUGUAAUGAAAUAUAAUGAAUAUUAUCCGGAGAAAUAAUGAAUCUUGGUGAUUAUCUCAGUGUUUUGAAAGAGAAGCCGGUGGAGUUUUUGUCUUUGCAGAUAUUUACUUGUCUUUUUAUAUCCUCUCUGACGUCGUCGUUUGUCCUACACGCUGGUGAAAGUGAAAGAAGCUGUGGCGGUCUGGGGAACGAGCUCACAGCCUCGUUCCACCCUGAGUUGACUAUAGGCUGAUUUUCCUCCAAUAUUCAAUCAAAUAUUUACGUCUGUCUACGUCUUCAGGCUCGAUCCCUAUCCUGAGCUGGCUUGAAUGUAAAUUAUUCAGGGGAAAACAAAUUUGGAUUUAAAAAGAUGAAAGUUGUGGUUUAUUUACAAAAAGACUGUGUAUGUUCUGCCACUAUGAAGAAUAACUUUGCUCUGUCUGUAGUGUAUAGAGAUAAAUCAGUGGUCGGCUCUAUAUCUGCAAAUCCAGCUCUAUGUCAUCAUCCAUCAACCAAUGCAUUGUGAUGUUAUUUAUCGGUUUGUUCUAUUUAUUUUCAUGUAAAUACCAAACUCCAUCUAGCUGAGAGUGCUCGUCUGUGUAUUUGUGUUCUUUUUGUGUUGUACAUAUGACAUUGUGAUAUUUUGUACUCUGUGCAUUUGGGAAUCUGCCCAGCUUCUUAGCUUGGACAUUUCUAUGCCCACAUUGCUUCUGUGUGUGUGUGUUUUUUUUUAAGUAUCAUAACUUUGAACUCUCUUCAAAUUAAAUUAAACUGAAUGCCUGUACAAAUGUUGGCUUCCCCUUCACUUCAUUUAAAUGACUACUUCAUUAUGUAGUAAAUGUCAUGGGUCCUUAAUAAGGAUAUAAAUGUAUGUUCUCUAUGGAUAUGUUUUUACAUUUAUUAAUUACAUUAUUGGAAUCCACAGCAAAAAGGUUCCUGGUUUGAAUCCCAGUUCAGCGAGGGUCUUGCUGUGUAGAGUUGGCAUGUUCUUCCCAUGUUUGCGUGAGAUUUCUCUGGGUAUUCUGAUUUACUUGUACAUACCAAAAACAUGCAGAUUGGGGUUGAGUUCAUUGGAGACUCUAAAUUGUGUGAAUGUGAGAGUGAAUGGUGUAUGUUACCUGUUCAGGGUAAACCCCGCCUCUCGCUCAUUGUCAUCUGGGAUUGGCUCCAGCUCCCUGUGACCCUCAAAGGAUAAGCUGUAUAGAGGAUGGGUGGAUGGACGGUAACAGAAUUGUAGAGUAUGUUUCUGACACUAGAGGGCAACAAGGUCUCAUUUAUGUAAUGAGCAUUACAGUUAUACAAUUAUAUUCACUAUGUUCCAAAGCUUUGGGAAACAUCCAGGUUUUAUAACAUAAAAUGAUAAUUAUAUAAUCCAUAGUUUUGUCUUAUGUAUGUCUGUGAAUUAUAAAAGUCAAUUCCUGGUUUAAAAUUAUUUAAAGUACUCAAAUUCUGUGCUUAAGAAAAACUAAAGUAUAAUAACUAUUACAAUUAACAAUGAAUUAACGAUGACAACUACAAUUUAGUAUUAAUCACGAGUUUAUUGUAAUUUACUACAUUUUUACAUUGUGGUUAUGCCACUUAACAUUUUUUUAAGUAACAGAUCUGGUUGUGAAUUAUUUCUGCAGUGGGGGGGAGUCAUGUCUGCCAUGUUUUGUGUAACUGUUGUCUGAUAAAAAUGAAGAAAAAACUGCCAAACGCAAAUCUGUGGCAACUUGUGUGGUAGACACAAAAUAAAAGAACUCAAAUUUGAA
Molecule: messenger RNA, 3905 nt
Organism: Hippoglossus stenolepis (Pacific halibut)
Lineage: Eukaryota; Metazoa; Chordata; Actinopteri; Pleuronectiformes; Pleuronectidae
Gene: elovl4a
Product: ELOVL fatty acid elongase 4a
Exons: 7
Coding region: 281-1243 (320 amino acids)
Biological process (GO): fatty acid elongation, saturated fatty acid; fatty acid elongation, monounsaturated fatty acid; very long-chain fatty acid biosynthetic process
Cellular component (GO): endoplasmic reticulum membrane; endoplasmic reticulum
Molecular function (GO): fatty acid elongase activity
Source: RefSeq, a predicted model, not a curated record